Molecule: messenger RNA, 2526 nt
Organism: Amphimedon queenslandica
Lineage: Eukaryota; Metazoa; Porifera; Demospongiae; Haplosclerida; Niphatidae
Exons: 9
Coding region: 72-2417 (781 amino acids)
Source: RefSeq, a predicted model, not a curated record
UUCAAUUUGAAAAGUUACCCCGCCUACUAUUGAGCCACACCCUUACUGCCCUGCAGCAAAACGCAUCAAACAUGGCAGGAUUGGACCUUAGCCUUAGUAACGCUCUUCUUGACGGAACACUGACCCGUAGGACAGGGAGGGAGGAGAGGAAAGGAACUGAUCCUUCAUCACAGGAGACCUUUCCAGCUCUGGUCUACACUGAACCACACAAGGCAUUGGACCAAAGGGUACUGUUCAGACCACCACAGCAAAAGAAGAGAGGAGAAGGAGAGAAAAGGAGAAGACACUCCGAGAUAACAGCGCCUUAUGGCAGGCACAGCAAGUCUUGGGAUGAAGUUAUUUCUGACUUUAUUUCGAAUAAAAUAUUGAAAAACACUCCAAAGGAAGAACCACGACCAUUGACCAGGAGCUUGAGUUGGGAUGCACUCCACACAUUGAAAGGAGGGAAAGUAGAGGAAGAGAAACCUGCUCCUAAAACAUUUGUAUUUAAACCACAAAAGAGGAAGAUCAGUCGGUUAGGAGGUAAACAAGAAGAGGUGAUCAAAGAAGCCACUGAAGAAGAAGAGGUACCCCCUAGGAACUACCAGCUGGAAGAUAAUGAUGACCCUGCUGGUCCUUAUGAAGUUCCUAUGCCUACGCCAAAGCGACCGAUCAGAUCAAGUGAUCCUAUGAAACCUACAAAAUCUCCUCGGACAAAAAAAUCGCCGAAUGAUGAGUCAGCAGUAGUAGCACCUGUCGCUAAGCCAAGAACUAAAAUACCAUCAAACGUCACUCCAGUGGAAGCCACACCCAUUGCCCCUCCCCCUAGGGACAUUGUUUCUAAUACGAGCCGCCACACUUCAUUUGUAGUUCAGGAUAUAGUCUCACCUCAUUCAAAACUGGAUGAGAUUAAACCGAUAGUUAAAGAUGGUGACAUCGGCCUAUUGAAGAUUAGAGUAUUAGGAAUGAGACUACCUCAGGGACCCACCAAGAACAAGGGAACUGACUCAGGAGGGGAAGAAGAGGAGGUGGAGCCUGUUGCUACAGUAACACCAAAAGAUGGCCUGUUUUGUGUUUUGAGUAUAAUCGGUAAACAUUCUCAAUUCCAGUCCUCGUUACAGCCUCUUGAUCCAAUUACCGGAGCUUCAGUUUGGAAUAAGACUGAUGCUGGCUGUACUGCAGUGUUCUAUACUACCGCCAGUCAACAAGUCGUGGUAAUGUGUCGUAAACUGUCACUGGCGGAGUCUGACCAAUCAGAAUCAUCCAGGAGGGCCCAGGCCGAGUGUGUGGGUGUUGGUAUGAUUGAUAUCAGUUCAUUGAGCCACCAAACACUGAGCAGUGACCGAGGGAGCAUUGAGGACUGGAGUGAGUUGAAGGCUCAGUUUAAUGAAGUGAGACUGGAUCUUGAACCUCAUGGAUCAGUACUGCUUAACGUAUCCUACACUUGUUUAGAGCCACAGUCCAGUGUCCAGUGUACCGGUAGCAUUACUGUGGUGGGACUGAAUGGAGUUGAUUGUUAUAAAGAAGGAGAGCCUUGUUCAACCUGCUGCACUGUUGACAUUGACUCUGAAAACUAUGGUACCACUUCAAGUAAGUUAGGUGUUCCUGAUCAGUUGUCAACAGGAUGGGCCACUGAACCUAUCCCUUUUGACUCCAACCAGAACACACUAUGUAGGAUCCAGCUAUGGGGAAUCACGUCCCAGGAAAGUGAGUACUGGUUUGGUGAAGUGUAUACUCCACUCUCAUUGGUCCUCCCAUACUCUGAUCAGAUUGUGCAUCAGGAGGAGGAGAACGGACCACUGAAACUGUUGGACACUUUUGAAAGGAAAAUUGUAAUGCCAAUAGAACCAAAGGGACAGAUUACUAUUCAGUUCAACAUGUCUCCAGCAGUAGAUGAUGAUAAUAAUAUUAAUGAGACUAUCAAGGUGUUAAGUGUAUUGGAGGGGAGUGGCCUGUUCAAACCAGAGGCACUAGCGAUGCUCAAGAACGAAGCAAAGGAACUGACAACUGAUAAUAAGAUGAGUACUAUUACUGAAGAGGAUUCCAGUGGUGAAGUAGCUCCGCCCACAUCGUCUUUCCAAGGAGCAGUAGCUCAAUCCGGUACUUACGAUCACCUCUCUCCGUCUCUCCCUCCUACCUCUCCUACUCACUCUCUGCUCUCUCAGCACUCGAUAAAACGAUCGUCAAGAAUGACCCUCAGACUACUGGGGAGUUUGAAACUACAGGUUCCUAAAUCUUAUGACGAGCGACGGCAUAAAAUAGAUAUUAAUACAGACCCAGUGAGAGAGAUGGAGAUUAUGAAAGUUGAGUUGAAGGAUGUCAAGGCUAGACUAGCGACCAGUGAAUAUCAAAAGGAGAAAGCCGAAAUGAAAAUAAAGUCACUAGAGGAGGAAGUGUUUGAGUUAAGAAAACAAUUGAAGAAAAAAGCUAAAAAAUGAUAAUUAAAUUUUAUUAUUAAUUUUAAUUAACAAUUUGCUGGUAUUUUUAUUAUUUUUCUAAAUUUUGUAUCAAUUUUUUCUAAUUUUUGAACGAUACUUUUACUGAUAA